Molecule: messenger RNA, 777 nt
Organism: Copidosoma floridanum
Lineage: Eukaryota; Metazoa; Arthropoda; Insecta; Hymenoptera; Encyrtidae
Product: methyltransferase-like 26
Source: RefSeq, a predicted model, not a curated record
UAACUAUAGUUGCUCAUUUUACUUAUUUUCAUGGAAAAUGAAUAUAAUUCAUUGUGCAGCGUCUCAUAGAUCAAGCUCGAUGGCUUCAGCGAAACUAAUUUAUCCUGCCGCCAAUCGCAACGCCGAUCCGAUCCUUGGCGUGAUAUCACCGUAUUUACAUCAAGGAAAUUUUCUCGAGAUUUCAUCGGGAUCCGGCCAGCACGUAGCGCACUUCGCACCCCACUUUCCUCAAGUCAUGUUUUACCCCUCCGAGUACGAGAACCGCUUAUUGGAGAGCAUCGAAGCCCACUGUCAUGGACUAAGUAAUGUCGCGAAGCCCGUGAUAAUCGACAUCACCAGCGACUUUCGCACCUGGCCUGGGCAAGGCAAGAUUUUCCGGGAGAAUAGCUUCGACUACAUCUACAACGCGAAUCUCAUGCACAUCUCACCUUUUGCGUGCUCUGUGGGCCUGUUUCGCAAUGCCGGCCACCUACUGAAGACCAAAGCUUUUCUUUUCACUUACGGGCCUUAUGCCUUCAAUGGCAAGUUGACGCCAGAGAGCAACGUCAGGUUCGACGAGAAUUUGAGAACUCAGAAUCCCGAGUGGGGCGUCCGAGAUAUCGAAGACUUGAAGAAGCUCGCCAGAGAGAAUGGGAUACAGCUGUUUGAAAGCAUCAACAUGCCGGCUAAUAAUAAGACUUUGAUCUGGCAAAAGGUCUGAAUGGGAUUAAGGACUUUUCUUCAUCGUGAUACUUGGGAGGGAUGGUGAAAAUUGUGAUAGGGAGAUGUAUACAAUCA